CGAGAGCUUUCCAGAUACACCCGGAAAAGUGGAAUUGCUUUUAACAGAAGAGCAAUUCGUGCGGCGAAACCCAGCGGUCUACUUUCUCCGGUCUGUAUCCGUGGAAUUCAAUUCCCACGAUGCUUAUAGAGGAAGUGGAAGCAGCGGUCACAGAAGAAGAGCACAAUGUGAAGACCCCUAAACCCUCGCCGCCCUCGUCUUCAUCCACCAACAAAGACGCCUCUGAUGGCUUCGAAACUGCCAGCGACGGCGAGUUGGGACCCAACGAGAGCGACGACGAAUCCCAACACCACGUCCAACUCCAGGAGGAGCCGCAAACUCUCUCUGAGGCCGAUCAACAGAAAUUGCUUGAGCAAGCAAAUGAGGUGAAACUGGAAGGCAAUGGACUGUUUGGGAAAGGACAAUAUGAAGAGGCAUUGUCGCAGUAUGAACUUGCUUUACAUCUUGCGCCUGACCUGCCUUCAUCUGUGGAAUUGCGGUCCAUAUGUCAUUCAAACCGUGGCAUAUGCUUCUCGAAGCUGGGAAAAUAUGAAGAUGCGAUUAAGGAAUGCACAAAAGCAGUGGAACUAAAUCCUUCAUAUAUAAAAGCGCUGAUUAGAAGAGCAGAAGCUCAUGAAAAACUAGAACAUUUCGAAGAGGCUAUUGCUGAUAUGAAAAAGAUCUUAGAACUUGAUCCUUCGAAUGACCAAGCCAGGAAGGCCAUUCGGCGGUUGGAGCCACUUGCUGAAGCAAAGAGAGAAAAGAUAAAAGAGGAGAUGAUUGGAAAGUUGAAAGAUAUGGGCAACUCUUUGUUGGGUCGAUUUGGAAUGAGUGUGGACAACUUCAAAGCCGUGAAAGAUCCAAACACUGGCUCGUAUUCUAUUUCAUUCCAACGUUAAAUUUUGUGGUGAAACAGUUGAUAGUAAUAUCCCCUUUUCUUGAAAUAGGACAUAAUCUAUAUGUGAAUGGAAUUGGUAAUUGAUGAGAGUUUACUUUGAUCCAUGUUUUUGGUGGAUUUUGUUGUUUUGGGCUUGCCUUUGGCUAGUUCGUGCUGUUAGCAGCUUAUCGUCAGCUGACUCAACGCCCAUCAUUUACCCUGGGUGUAGUUCAUUCUCAUUGUUGCUUUCCAAAAUGCUGUUUGUUUAUCAAUGUUUCUGUGCAUUAAGAGUCUACUCAGAUAUGAUUAUGUAGGAAUCAAUAUCAUCUGAAUAAUUUGUAAAGUAGUUAUCAUAGUCAAUUGUAGCUCUGUUAGGUUCUUGAAUUAUUUUGAGUCCUUGGUCAACACAUUUGGCAAUGCUUCCUUGUUAAUCUGCUAAGCUUUUGAGGUGGUGGACACGAUAUGCUUAGCAAAAUAAGGGGGUCAAUGGACUUGUGGAUUUGGCUAGGAUUCGGUAGAUUUGGGCAAGUUCUUAGGUGAACUUUGGACUAUGUUCUGUAGUUGUAGCUGUUGCAUAAUCAUGAAAAUAAUUGUUGUUAUUGACAUUUGUAAGUCUGUUGCUAAGGGUCUUG
This is a messenger RNA of Argentina anserina (silverweed cinquefoil), 1488 nucleotides long. RefSeq lists its product as uncharacterized. NCBI's taxonomy places the organism in Eukaryota, Viridiplantae, Streptophyta, Magnoliopsida, Rosales, Rosaceae. The transcript is spliced from 5 exons. The record is from RefSeq and is a predicted model, not a curated record. Bases 120 to 878 code for a protein of 252 amino acids. Gene Ontology annotation, molecular function: protein binding.